CACAAUAGAAACAUACUAUACUUUUGUUCGCUCAAUAAUACAAUAUUCCGAAUUCCAAAUGACUAAUCAAUCGAAAUCUCUCCGUUUAUAAAUCUUGAAAUUUAGGAGCCUAGUCCAUCUCAACAUUUCUAACAAUCUGCAUCACAUUUUAAAAUUUAGCCCAUUCAACUUAAGGGAACUCUUCACCUUCAGAACCUCGCGGGAAUUUUUUGUGUGUUUUACGGACUUAAUUGAUUUGUUACACCUGUGAUCUGAUCAUCUGUCCCACGCCGCACAUUAUGGACUUUGAGAAGGCUUUGGAGAACGCAUUCGCUGGCGGUAACGUAGGCGCCAUCACUGCAGCAGUCCUCGCAGAGAGAGCGUCCAAGUCAUUGGUCACGACGCUGAGUAAAGUAGCCAUCAAGGAGAUUGAUGCAAAUCGUUUCAACAAUGUCACUAUGCUUCUAAAAUCCAUUGAAAAUGUAUCGGAAUUGGAGGAAGACUUCGCAAAUUUGGCGAAACACGGCCUUAUUGUUAAGAUAAGUUGUCAAUUAUGUUUGGAACGUUUUCUUAACUCCCCAAUCAUGGCUGUGAUGUGCUGGUUUGAGAGUGCGCUAAAGGCUCUGAAGGGGCGAGGAGGGGCACAAGAGCUGCACACCCUGCUGGAGGCCUUCUAUGACUUCUUCUUGCUUGUAUGUCAGACCAAUAUAGAAGCAGGUAGAGGACAGUGGACCAGUCUGUUCUUACUGAAAUUAGGAGGGGUGGUGACAGACUCUGGGGUGAAGUUCGACUUACGAUUGGAGGCCAUUAGGACAUUUAACGCCAUUCUGGACAAGAUGACGAGAGAGGAGAGAAAGAAACUCAACCUAUCUUCAGAUCAUUCUCUGCUCCUUGGAAAGUUUGGCAAGGUGAUUCUUCACGUGGGGGACUAUGAGAUGCAGGUGAGCCUGUCCGAGGCUUUAUGUCGGAUGACAGCCAGGAAGUGGAGGAAGGAUCUAGCCACUGGUUGGUUCUCCAAUCCAGCCUUUGCCUCAUCCUUCAGCAUUAUUAAGGACGGAGAGUUUGAAGUUGAUUGUAGAACUUUUCUAAAUGAGGUGAACAGUUAUUUUGGAGAUGAGAGAAGGGUUUACACUUUUCCCUGCAUUAGAGUGUUCUUGGACAGCACUGAGCUGUUCAAACCUGAGGAUGACAACUUGGAACAGUACUGGAUAGACUUCAACCUCGGGUCAUCCUGUGUCAGCUUCUUUAUUAACGACCCUGAAGCAUCUCUCUGGGAGUCAGUACACCUUACCAGAGAGAUUGUGUACAGAUACUGCAUCAGAGACUGGGAUGAUCAGACUGUUCUUACCAUUCACCUGACCAAUGCCAUCAGCCACCACAAGACCAAGGGGAGGAUGGUGCAGAUCUUUUUUGACUCUUGUCAGCCCAUUCUACAGGCAGCCCAGAUGGUGUUCCACGCUUCAUCUCUCGUGCCAUAUAUUCCAGAAGAACAACAGCCAUCCCCUGCAGACCCAAUAAACAUCCUGUCUACAGACUUCCAUAAAGGAAAACCUAAGCAGCAUGCUUGUCCAGUGGAAGGAUCCGGAGUCAUGAUGCAGGACUUAUUUCAGUUUCCUGAUAACUCGUCUGACACAGAGGUGAACAAAGCCAAAAGUCAUCUUUUCAGUCAGUCAGGCUCCUCAGAUGGCUCCUCCCACUGUACCCCAGAAAACAAGGAGAAUCCAGCAUGGCAGCAGAGCCAUGGUGAAGCUGGAGGUGGUAUGCCCCGGAGCAAAUUGAACUACAGCAGGAAGAAACCUAGGACUAAGAUUAAGCUGAAGAUUCUUCCCUUGUCUUCUCCCAGCAGUACAGACGAGACCAGACCUGCUAAGAUUGCCUACAACAAAGGUAUUUUAGAGCAGCUGUUUGACAAAGACAGAGACCAAACCAUGGAGAUUCCUCAUUCAGUUAAGAUGGCUGGCAUAGACUCAGGAUUCCCAGACAUAACAACCCAUCAGGAUGAACAAUAUGCAUCUACACCAAUGGACUUUGCACCCAGCCAGAACCCACCAGCACCAAGGAAGAGACUUCUAGAAAUAUCAGAUUGUUGUGAGAUGCCUUCCAUUGGAGCCAAGAUGGAAAGAAAUGUGUUGGGUCCUGGCCUGAAACCCAGAGUGCUGUUUCCCUCCAGCCCACUAGAGGAGGCUACAGAGUCACUGAGCAGAACUCUGGUUGGGGAUGCGGAGUCAGAGACUGAAAUGGGCUCUGGAGUCAUCACUGCCUUCCAGACCUUCAAAACUCAACUGAGAGCACACUUCUCUUCGAGGUACAAGCAGAUAGAGGCCCAGUCCCAGCAGGCUCUGACAGACUGCCAGCAAAACGUUUCCUCGCUCCUCAGUGCUGUCCACCAUCACAGGUUGGGCCACCUGGAGCGCUUCCAAGCCACAGUUGUUCAGGAGUUGGGACGACUAGAGGACGACUGUCUGUCUCUUAAGACCAUUGAGAAGGAAACUGUGAGUUUCUGGCAGAGAGAGUCCCAGGCCGUAAAGUUAUUCUGUGACCAUCAGCAAAAGAGGUUGACAUCAUAUGAAUCGAGAGAGAAUGGCCAGACCGAGGCAUCAGAUGUUGUGGUAAACCCUCCGUAGAGAUGACAAGAGAUGAGGGAGAAGGAAAAACCUGUGGGCUGGCAGGCUUAACCAGUCACAUGAACACAUCUAAACAUGUCUGGACUUGUGGUGUCUUAGUUUUGAGUUUCCCUGGAAAAAAUAUUAACAAAAUGUCAUGUCAAGUUCAGGUCACCUCAGUUAAACAUUACUGUAAUAAAACAGAGUGGGAUGGACUCACGGUA
Messenger RNA from Osmerus eperlanus (European smelt), 2806 nucleotides. RefSeq names its product synaptonemal complex protein 2-like (gene sycp2l). The coding region runs from base 279 to 2603 and encodes 774 amino acids. The transcript is spliced from 31 exons. The record is from RefSeq and is a predicted model, not a curated record. NCBI's taxonomy places the organism in Eukaryota, Metazoa, Chordata, Actinopteri, Osmeriformes, Osmeridae.